This is a messenger RNA of Salvelinus fontinalis (brook trout), 1149 nucleotides long. RefSeq names its product endonuclease domain-containing 1 protein-like. Lineage: Eukaryota; Metazoa; Chordata; Actinopteri; Salmoniformes; Salmonidae. The transcript is spliced from 3 exons. The coding region runs from base 1 to 849 and encodes 282 amino acids. The record is from RefSeq and is a predicted model, not a curated record. Gene Ontology annotation, molecular function: metal ion binding; hydrolase activity; nucleic acid binding.
AUGACAGUGGAGAAGUUUGAUCAAUACUGCAAUCAUCUCUUUGUGAAGGGGACAACUCCAAAUCUCCCAGGUAUUUUGGUUGGUGGGACAGUCCAGAACCAGAACCGCUACAAGCUGAUUUGCCAGAAGUACAAGAAAAUCUACAGGUUUGCAACUCUCUACGACACGACCAACAGGAUCCCUGUGUUCUCAGCCUACACCUUCACUGGUGAUGGGGGCAAGAGACCAGAAAAUAAAUCCUGGAUGAUAGAGCCCCAGCUUGAAAAUAUAACUAUAAAAGAGAUGAAAACCCAAGAGGAACUGAAGGUGCAUAAUAAUAAUAUAGAUAUAAUAAUCAACCAUCAGGCUGCAGACGCAGACUACUACAAACAGUACCGUAAAAAUAACAAAAAGUUUCUGGACAGAGGUCACCUUUUCCCAUGUUCGUAUGCACCUGAUAAUGAUACCAAGAUGUCCACUUUCACCCUGACAAACAUCGUUCCCCAGUACCACACCUUCAACGGGGGUAGCUGGGAGAAAAUGGAGCUCAACGUCAGAGAAUCUCUUGAGGAGAACUGUACGAACAACAACAAGAUAAAGGCCUAUGUGGUGACUGGAGCGGUGCCCAACAAGAAGAACAACAAACUGAAGGAACGAGUGAACAUCCCAGAUAUCCUGUGGACAGCCCUCUGCUGUUACAACAACAAGAAGAACAAGUGGAUGGCCGGAGCACACUGGGGGGAGAACGUACCGAACGGGAAAACUUUUAAACUGAAAACCUUGGGAGAACUCGAAGACAAGUUGAAGAACAGCUACAAGGUUGAUGGUUUUCAGGUGUUCCCAAAGAAGUGUAAAGAACCGUUAUUCUGAGUGUAUUAGAGGACGAGACAGGGAGGAACAGAGAGAGAGUAGAACAGGAUUAGACAGGGAGGAACAGAGAGUAGAACAGGAUGAGACAGGGAGGAACAGAGAGAGAGAGUAGAACAGGAUGAGACAGGGAGGAACAGAGAGAGUAGAACAGGAUGAGACGGGGAGGAACAGAGAGAGAGAGUAGAACAGGAUGAGACAGGGAGGAACAGAGAGAGUAGAACAGGAUGAGACAGGGAGGAACAGAGAGAGUAGAACAGGAUGAGACAGGGAGGAACAGAGAGAGAGUAGAACAGGAUGAGA